AUGAAUGAUAAAAUUAAAAAAUGCUGCCCGAAUUGCUCACAAGCUUAUCAAUUGAUAGCUUUGGCGCCCAAAGGCUAUGGAAAUAUACCGCUGUUCCUUUCCUGUGGGCACUCAAUGUGCGAGACCUGCAUAAGUAAUAUUGUGAAGUUUGAGGAGCCUAUAAGCUGCAAAAUUUGCCAACAAGAUAUGACAGUUGAUACCAAAAACCUGCCCCUCAUACUAGGAGAUAAAGCGAAAUUCUAUAAAAUAUUCCCGAUUAAUGUGUUUAUUCUUGGAGAACUAGCACAACGCUAUAUUAUUCAGUCCAAAAGUAAAAAUCAAAUUGAAGAGGAACCUUGUUUCAUAGAUCUCGAAUGGAUUGAUAAAACUCUACAGUCAGAUGAAGGGUAUUGUAUGGAGUGCAAAAGUCCAACCAACCGAAUGUGCAAUGAAUGCUCCAUCAUACUUUGUGUUCCCUGCUUCAACAAAAGUCACAAGAACUUUAUAAUAUUCAAGAGCCAUAUGCUUCAGAACAUUGAUAUGAAAUUUCCUAGUAUGUGCUCAACCCAUAAAAAUAAGCCAAUUGACUACUAUUGCAAGACAUGUCAGAAAUCUGUGUGUAUGGAUUGUUCUAUGGUUGGUGGUGAAAAAUCAUGCAAAACUCAUAAUGUAGUCACAAUUCAGGACAUGAAUGAAACAUUUACAAAUGAAUUAAAGGAAAUAACACCUAAAAUUGAUGAGAUGUACAGAAGAUUUACCAAAACUGCAGUAGAUAUUGGCAAUAACCUUCUCAAGUUGCAAAAUGAUUCUGGACCAUUAGAUCUAACCACAAUGCUGAAUAAUGUGGAACAACAAUACUCAAGACUAAUGUUGCAAAUACAAGUACAUAAAGCAGAUAUAACCGAUACUAUAAUACAUAUGAAAGAAAGCGAAAAAAAUUCUUUGCUCUCAGCAAAGAAUUGCAUUGGUAACGGUUUAAAAGUGUCUAGAAAAUUCCUGAAUGACAUUAAAAAUAUUAGCGCAAUGCAAAAGGCCAAUUUAUCUGUCAUCCUUGAAGAUGCCAAAAAGAUUAUGGAGAUUCCUUGGUAUUUAUGCAAAGAUGAACCUGAUGAUCAUCUCAAGUUGACUAUAAAUGAAGAUAUAUGUGACAAAGUACAGGACUACAUUCAACUAGAAGGUACCAGCAGUUGUGCAUACAAGUUGUAUACAUUGAAUGACCUGCAAGAGAAGGAUAUUGAGAUUCCUACUGCACCUUCAGCCCCAGUUCAUCCACCUAUAAUGGUUAAAGAUGUACGUGAAUCAGCGAUAAAGAAAGUUAAGGAAGUAGCAAAACCAAAGGCCUUGUACAAGGAGGCACCCUCGUAUCACAGCAGGAGUGGGUCGUCUUCAUUGAUCAGCUCUGCUAACAAUGAUGAUAGUGAUGUGUCUAGUGAAUCACUCAAGACUAAUGAAGAAAGUUCAUACUAUCCAACUUUGCAAGAAGACAGUCAAGAGCUCAUCUACAUAUCGCACAUCGUCGAUCCUCACAACUUCUUCGUGCAACGUGCUUGCCAUCAGUUGCCAGUCGAUGAAAUACUCAAAGAGUUUCGCAACGCAGUGUCCCUGCCACGGCCCAACGCACAACACAUAGUUAAAGGUAAAAUCUAUCUGAUGCACAACCAAGCGGACAAUCUAUGGCUGCGAUGCCGUAUCGAAAACAUCGACCGAAAGAACCCCAACAAAGUUAAGUACCUAGUGUUUUGCAUUGACUUCGGAGGCACGGAGGUCCUCACAAUUGACAAAUUGCGUCUCAUACCACCUGCGCGUGCGCAUUCUCCGGCGCCAUUUGCAAUACACUGUUCGCUUGCCAACUGUCAACCGUCAAAUGGAACUUGGACUAGUAACGAUGCCUUUCUUAUACAGAAUAUUGUAGACAAUAAACAAGCCGUGAUUCACAUACGUCGUAUACGGUCUUCGCCGUAUAAUGACCUCAUGCUGGAAGUUGACGUGACUACUUUCGAAUACGGAGUGAGCCUUGCGCACGCGCUGGUAUUUCACUCGAGGGCUUUCAUGCCAGAAAAAUUACCAUAUCCUAAAAUGACUGGAUUGACUGAAAAACUGAAGAUAUUUGACAAUAACAAUCAUUUUAAACCAAAUGCCGACGAAGAAGUAUACAUGACACACGUUCUCAGCCCUGAUCACUUUUACGUUCGAAUGCGUCAACUUCAAGACGUGUAUGAAAAUUUAUGCGAAAAAUUGGAUCUAUGUUAUAACCAGCACACUCAAACUGGAACUAUCUACCUUCCGGAAAAAAAUAUGUAUUGCGUCGUAAACGUCGAGAAAUACGGCGUAAGCGCGUACGGGAAGUGGGCGCGGGCUCGUAUAAUAGAAAUGCCGGGACGCGGACGCGUACGCGUACUACUUCUUGAUAUUGGUAUAUCCCUACUGGUGCACUGGAAAUCAGUCCGGAGGAUACAUAAGCAGUUUACCGUACAAAAAGCCCUGGCGACUGAGUGCCACUUGGCGGGAGUAACGCCCAUAAACAAGCAGUGGAGUCCCGGAUCUGUGUUACUUUUGAAAAAAUAUAUGGAUCGAGUUCUUCAGCUGCACAUAGAUGAAGUGCGGCAGCACGGUUCUAUCUCGGUCACACUCUGUGACACUGUUGAUGACAACACCGUCUGCAUCAAUGAGCUUAUGAUCAAACAUAAAUACGCUGUCACAUUCGGGAUAUACACAUUCAAUAAAAACUUCGGAACAGAUAAGCUUGCAGGCUUCAACAAACAACCUGAGAAAAGUAACAGCAAACAAAAUAAAGAGAAAAUUGAAAUACAAACCCGCCCCAAACAAAUCGCCAGUAACUCAGAAAGCUUAAAGACCAAAAAUGAAAACUUAGGAGCAAUAGACAAAGGACCUCUGCGAUUAGAAGUGACGGUAUUAAGCUACAAUUCACCUUCGCUGUUCUAUGUCUCGUUGGUUCAACAAAAGCAGGCGUAUCAAGAGUUUUACGAGAAAAUUCAGAAAUAUUAUGCGGAAAACGAGAAUUCUGAGCCCAGAGAAAAUUGGGAGGUUGGCGACAGAUGUUGUACACUGUGUACACAAUCGAAGACGUGGCGACGCGCUACCAUUUUAGAGUUAUCUAAUAACGAGGCUAUGUUGUUUUACUCGGACUUUGCCUUUGUCGAGACUGUCCCCCGAAACAGUUUAAAAGAGCUUCCACAAGAGUUCGUUACUUUUGGAGACGGCGCCAUUAUGUGUCACCUGUUUGGCGUUGUACCAGCUGUUGGGGAUCAAUGGCCAACUCUCACUAAAGAAUAUCUAGAGGUUUCUCUCGAGAAGUACCAAAGAAUAUACAUAACUAAAACGGGGCAAUUCAAAGGCAAAAGUAUGCCGGUAGAACUGUGGGUGUACCAUACUACACCUGGUAGUGCACUCGAGCCUAACAUCUCUGAAUGGCGAUGCCUUAACCACAAGAUAAUUGAAAAGGGUUUAGCAAUACCGGAUAAGUCUGAGAAGGUACCGCAAACGCCAGAAAAUGACUGUGAUAACCUCUCGUUUCUAAAUUUGGCUGGAUCAGUGCAAGACUGGCUACAUUUAGAACCUUUACCGACGAAGCCCUUAGUCUUAAACCCGGAACCAAGCAGUUCACCGGUGGAAGAUGUUGACUCCAACAUUGAUUCUGUGCUGUCUGGUUCUAAAACAGAACUUAUAUCGGAUUGGUUGCCCCCAGAACCGUUUCAAAGCAAGGAGUUUUUAGGGAUGCCUACUUACCUUAACAAUGAUGGCGUUGUCUACUUACACGAUAUCGCCCAGCAGGACACUUUGGAUUUGAUUAAAAAAGCACUCCAAGUUCGCUUUAAAAAACCAGAUCCCAAAGCAAAAUAUGCGAAGUGGUCUGUCGGAGAACCGUGCGUUGCCCUAUUCUAUUUAGACAAUCAGUUCUACAGAGGACGCGUCAUUCAAGUAAAUAAAGAAACUUCCACCUGCCUCAUUCACUAUGUUGAUUACGGCAAUGAGGAAGAGUGUUCAUUUGAAAAUCUUAGAAAGAGUAUUGCACUUUAUCAAUUACCUAUUCAAGCACACAAAUGCGUUUUGGAUCGAAUCAAACCAAUCGGUAAACAAUGGGACAGGCUAACGUUAGACUAUAUUCACAAAUCGGUAGUAGAAAAGGAAUGUUUUGUCAAGGUCACCGGUGAACCCAUAGAUGACAUCACUCCGAUUGAUCUGAAGUUUGAUAAACUUUGGAUAAAUGAUCAUUUAGUUGAUUUUGAAAUGGCAGAAUAUACAGACGGGUCAAAACCAGUAGUAAGAAUGUUUGUGCCGAAUACAAAUAUUAUAAGUACAAACGAUGUGCAAGAAGAAUACGAUUCCGGACCUGAUUACAUUGUUGAAAGCAGUGAGAUAUCACUGACAGAAUUGUCAGAAGUGGCAGAAAAGUUAGUGUACAAAGAUUGGAACAAAAUGAUCGAAGACGAUGACGCAGAGAGAGAUUCAUUAGAAGAGUUUCUAGAUUUUAUCGCUUUCCCAAAGAACACUGAAACGGAAUUUCUAUGUAAUGUUUCGCAAAUCAAAGGUCCUAACAAAUUCGAAUUGAGUAUAAUAUUCGACGAUGAAAAAAAUGCUGUAUACGAUGCAAUGUUUCAGAAACUUCAGUUGAAUGCUGCUGAUAUGUGUCCAUUAAAUGGUGCUUUUGAAAACAAAGCCUGCGCAGCUAUCUUUCCCGAAGACGGGGAAUGGUACAGAGCCAUUAUCCUGCAAUAUAGCAAGGAUAAGGCGCUAGUCAAAGUGAAAUACGUCGACUAUGGCAACGAAGAUGUUGUGUCACUAGCUGAUGUGAGAGAAAUCGACGAUACGUUCAUCGAACUUCCCCCAGCUACCGUAUCUGCUAAAUUACACGACGUUGCUAUCAAUUCCAAAGUGGACGCUUCGGUCAUUGUACGUGAACUUUACGAAUUAUUCUUAGAUGGACAAUUUUACGCAAAAAUAGUAGACUAUGAUGAUGAUAUAGCUGUAGUGGAACUGAAAAAUGAUUCUCACGAAACUGUUUAUAAAAGCUUAUAUGAUAAGAACUAUUUUUUAAGGAUAUAA
Molecule: messenger RNA, 5043 nt
Organism: Leptosia nina
Lineage: Eukaryota; Metazoa; Arthropoda; Insecta; Lepidoptera; Pieridae
Source: the annotation of a GenBank genome assembly